CGACUGCAACCACAAACAAGGAGAAAGUUUCCCUUUAAAUAUCGUCUCAUGACUGUUUUAGAGAGACAGGAGACCGGAGGACUGAGCCAGAGGCUGACAGCCAGGGAGAGGGGCUACUGGAGGAAGCAACUGACAGAAGAGCACAAGCUGGCUGCAGGGUCUGAAUGCUUCCAGUGACAUCAAACUGCUGCUGCUUUACCUGUCCACAGGUGUGAUUUCUGGAUUAAAUCCUGUGGACUAUAUCUGAGGACAUGUGUCGUCUGUCUUUGGCCUCACUUUUCGUGUUCCUCUGGUUGCCAGAGAGGAGCCACUGCACCAGCAGCUUUCAGGACAGCAUGAGGGAGCUUCACAACCGGUUUGCAGUCAGCCUCUACCAGAGCCUCACUGAAACAGAGAACAGCUCCAACCUGAUUGUGUCUCCAGCCAGCGUGGCCCUGUCCCUGGCCCUGCUGCAGCUCGGUGCCAGGGGCAACACCCGGGCUCAGCUGGAGGGGACGCUGGGAUACAACGUGAAUGACGCCCAGGUGCGAGACUUCCUGUUGCUCACCCAGGGCGACAUGAGCAACAGCAGCCAGGGGGCGGGGCUCCAGCUAACCUGCACCCUGAUCAUCCAAAGUGAAGUCCAGCUUCAGGCUGAGUUCAUCCAGAACGCUGCAGCCUUGGUCAACGCCAGCGUGGUUCGAGCCAACUUCAGCCAAGCUAAUCCCAAUCGCAUCCAUUCAGAGACAUCAGGACGUAACCACGAUGAGUGGUGGCCUCUGAACUCAGGAAGCAGCAGCGGGGAGCUGUCAGGCUCAGGUGAGCCCCAGCCAGAAGCCCUCUGGUGGGGUCAACGUCCGCAGGUGGCUCUGAUCAACACGGUGGCGUUCAGAGGCAUCUGGCAGAAACAGUUUAUAUUUGGCAACACUCAGACGCUGCCCUUCAUCCUGUCUGAUGGGAGCACCAUCAAGGUGCCCAUGAUGCACCAGACUGCAGAGGUCAGCUUUGGUCAGUUCAGGACAGCAUCAGACCAACGUUACACGGUGCUGGAGCUGCCGUACUCGGACCGCUCCCUGAGCCUGCAGGUGGUUCUGCCCAGUGAAAGGAAGAGCCCACUCUCCUUCCUUGAGUCCCUGCUCACUGCUCGUCAGCUGGCCUCUUGGGACUCCGGCCUGCGAAGGACCAAGAUGGACAUUUUCCUGCCCAGAUUCAGAAUGCAGAAGAAGUUCAGCCUGAGGUCGGUGCUCCCUGCUCUGGGCAUCAGUGACGCCUUUAACCCGACAUUAGCCGACCUGACAGGGAUAUCAGCUGAGGAGGGUCUUUAUGUUUCUGACGCCUUCCAUGAAGUCAGAAUUGAAGUUACAGAGGAAGGGACGAAGGCAUCUGCUGCAACAGCCAUGGUGCUACUGAAACGAUCCCGUGCUCCAGUUUUUAAGGCGGACCGGCCUUUCUUGUUCCUCCUUCGGCAGGUUAACACAGGCUCCAUCUUGUUUAUGGGGAGAAUAAUGAACCCUGCAGACCAAGUAAUAUAACACUCCUCUAAGCCCCGCCCCCAAAUCGCACCAACCAGUUCCAGCAGCAGUAUUUAUUUAUGGACCAAAUGGACAAUACCACG
Molecule: messenger RNA, 1594 nt
Organism: Cyprinodon variegatus (sheepshead minnow)
Lineage: Eukaryota; Metazoa; Chordata; Actinopteri; Cyprinodontiformes; Cyprinodontidae
Gene: serpine3
Product: serpin peptidase inhibitor, clade E (nexin, plasminogen activator inhibitor type 1), member 3
Exons: 9
Coding region: 252-1511 (419 amino acids)
Biological process (GO): negative regulation of endopeptidase activity
Molecular function (GO): serine-type endopeptidase inhibitor activity
Source: RefSeq, a predicted model, not a curated record